Molecule: messenger RNA, 5493 nt
Organism: Aquila chrysaetos chrysaetos
Lineage: Eukaryota; Metazoa; Chordata; Aves; Accipitriformes; Accipitridae
Gene: FHIP1A
Product: FHF complex subunit HOOK interacting protein 1A
Exons: 15
Coding region: 719-3739 (1006 amino acids)
Source: RefSeq, a predicted model, not a curated record
CCCCGCCUCUCUGACUCAGCGGCCCGGCCCCUCGCUUACACAAACUCGGCGGCUGGUACCGAGUUGGGGCCGCCGGCUUUGAAAGGGAGGAGGAGGGUGGGGGGAAGAUGCCCGCCCUGAGGGGAUGGAGCCUCCGGGGCGCUCGGUGAGGGCGGGCUUGAGGGGGAUCCCUCCCUCCUGAGGGAUUAGCGCCGGUCCCGGCUGCCCCGUCGCUGACGGCGAUUUACCUGGGCGGCAGCCUUCCUCCCUCCCUCCUUUCCCUCCCUCCCAGAGCCGGUCGCUUCGGCAGAGAGGGAGCGGAGCCCGCCUCGCCCCUCCCCGGGGAAACUUUCCGCCACCGCCCGCGCCAGGGCGAGCUAGGCAGCGUUGGCCGCGAACUUCUGGGAGACGACCCAGGCUUCGAGCAGGGCUGCGAGCUGGGCAGCGGGCGAGUGCCAAGGAGAGGAACAGUUGAUCUCUGAUAGCUUGACUCUUUCUGAUAGAAAAUGUCAAAACUUCAAUCUUGUUAAAGAAUGUCUGGAGGAAUUGACUGUGGAGGGCCUUGAUUGUGUCUUAUCUUUCCUGCGCAAUGCCAAAAUAUAGAAAUUAAGAUUUCUGUGGAUACCAAAGCUCAAAACAUAUCAAUCUCAUCAUGAUGCUUGAACAGCUGUAGCUAACUACAGGAUUUUAAAAAGAAAUCCAGCAUGGCCUAGUUGGCUUGACCUUCAGAAAAUUUAUAAUGUCCUCUGGAACCAGUAUCAGCAAAAAUCGGCAGGCUCCGAGCCUGCAGGGUGUUGACCCAGAAACAUGCAUGAUAGUGUUUAGAACACACUGGGCACAGGUUCUGAAAAUCUUAGAGAAGCAUGAUCCUUUGAAAAACACUCAGGCAAAGUACGGGGCGAUUUCACCUGAUGAGGCCAGCACUGUUCAGAAUUAUGUGGAGCACAUGCUUUUCUUAUUAAUUGAGGAGCAAGCAAAGGAUGCCUCAAUGGGGCCUAUUCUGGAGUUUGUGGUCUCAGAAAACAUCAUGGAGAAGCUUUUUCUUUGGAGCCUACGGCGAGAGUUCACUGAUGAGACAAAAAUUGAGCAACUCAAAAUGUAUGAAAUGCUAGUAACCCAGUCCCAUCAGCCUUUGCUGCAUCACAAGCCCAUCUUGAAGCCUUUGAUGAUGUUGCUGAGUUCCUGCUCAGGAACAGCCACUCCAACAGUGGAAACAGAGCUGGUCAUCCUCUUGAACCAGCUCUGCUCUAUAAUAGCCAAAGAUCCCUCCAUUUUAGAACUGUUUUUCCACACCAGCGAGGACCAAGGAGCUGCCAAUUUCCUCAUAUUUUCUCUGCUGAUUCCCUUCAUCCAUCGAGAAGGAACAGUAGGCCAACAGGCCCGUGAUGCGCUGCUUUUCAUAAUGUCUCUGUCUGCAGAAAACAACGUUGUUGCGAACCACAUAGCAGAAAACACCUAUUUUUGCCCAGUGCUAGCAACAGGACUAAGUGGCCUCUAUUCAUCUUUGCCUACAAAGCUGGAAGAAAAAGGAGAAGAGUGGCAUUGUCUCCUGAAAGAUGACUGGCUCUUGUCACCAGCCCUUGUACAAUUCAUGAAUUCCCUUGAAUUUUGCAAUGCUGUGAUACAGGUGGCACAUCCCUUGAUACGUAACCAGCUUGUGAAUUACAUUUACAAUGGAUUUUUGGUGCCAGUAAUGGCUCCUGCGCUCCAUAAGGUGACUGUGGAAGAAGUGAUGACUACUACUGCGUACCUGGAUCUCUUUUUGCGUAGUGUUUCAGAGCCAGCCCUCCUCAAGAUUUUCCUCCGUUUUAUUUUGCUGCACCGACAUGAGAAUGUGCAUAUCCUAGAUACACUUACUAGCCGAAUCAACACACCAUUCCGGCUCUGUGUGGUCUCCUUGGCAUUGUUCAGAACACUCAUUGGCUUGCAUUGUGAAGAUGUGAUGUUACAGCUAGUUUUAAGGUAUCUGAUCCCAUGUAACCACAUGAUGUUGAGCCAGCGGUGGGCUGUGAAAGAGAGAGACUGUUAUUCUGUAUCUGCUGCAAAACUGCUGGCCCUAACACCAGUCUGCUGCUCCACUGGGAUCACCUUGACACUUGAAAGCCAAGGAAAAGAUUAUAUUCUAUGGACAAAAGCAGCACAAACUAAAGAUUCUGGUAGACGCUCUUCUGAAUCUAUUUGCAUUGUGGAAUAUGGGAGAGCUGUGGACAUCAGCUACUUGCAGUAUCUGGGGGAAGCUCAAGAAGCCAUCCUCCAGUGCCUGAAAGACUGUAAGGUUUGGUCUGCCUUGUAUGAUGGAGUAAACCCUGAUCCGGACACCUUUAUCCAAACGCUUGCUGAGGAGAACAGUACAGAUGUGGAAUACCCCAUGUUUCGGCUCCAGCAAAGGGCACCUAGCACGUGUAGCUCCUCUCAAGUAACUCCAUUCGGUGAGAAGAUGCAGUUGGAGCUAGAAUGGGAUGAUAGCUAUGACACGGGGAUUUCUCCUGGAUCUGAUGUGAGCUCACCACAACCAUAUGAUGAUCUGGGAAGCACAGAGAUGCAGCCACCUGCAGACCCACCAAAACACAUUCAAGAAAUGAAAAAAAAUGCCAUCAUGCUAAUCAAAGGAUCUUACAUAGAGGAAUCAGACUUUCAGGAUGAUGUUAUUGUUUACAGGUUAUGUGCCCAGAAGGAUACUCAAGAUGAUGACAACUCUAAGGAGAAAACUUUAAAUGCAGCCAGAGAAUAUGAGGUCCAAAGCCAGACUGUAGUCAAUGGGCCUCUUGCAAAGAGCCAGCUGGAAAUGGACUUGGAUGAGCACAGUAAGAGAAAUUCAAGCUUGACUCAAGGUGUAAUGAAAGAACAAAUAAACCAGAAAAUGAUUGAGAUUGAUCCACAGCCAGACUUAGAGUUGAAGCUUUCUCCUCAGGAGACAGAUCGUAACUUAAGUGUAAGACUGCUGAGCACAGAUGGUGAGGAUUUCAUUGCACAGUAUGACAAAAUUAUUAAGGAACUGGAUCCAAACAGUGCAAGCUUGGAGGAGCAGAAGUUGGAUACUCCUGAGCCUGUCUCUCCUGCAGAAGAGGAGGACGACUUUGAGAAUUUCUCAGCAGACACCCCUUCUGUGGAGAGCACAUCAUCUCCCUUUGGACCAAAGGAGGAUGACUCUCCCAAGCACGCUGCGAGGAGCCAGAGUGCUCCAUUUACAGGACCGUUCAUCAGCGUAGUGUUGUCCAAGCUGGAGAACAUGCUGGAGAAUUCCUUGCAUGUAAAUUUGCUGCUUAUUGGGAUUAUUACUCAGCUGGCAAGUUAUCCACAGCCUCUUCUUCGCUCCUUUCUGCUCAACACCAACAUGGUGUUUCAGCCUAGUGUGCGGUCACUUUAUCAGGUGCUGGCAUCUGUGAAAAAUAAAAUUGAACAUUUUGCUUCCGUUGAAAAAGACUUCCCAGCUCUUCUCCUGGAGGCCCAGCAAUACUUGCUUUUUCGUGUGGACAUGUCUGAUGCUGCGGAAGAAUUGCUAACCAAAGGUAAUGUCCAGCACAGCAGCAAUGUGGGGAAAGGAAGGAACCUCUCUGAAGCUUACCCGGCUGUACUCCAGCCUUUCCUGGGGCAGAAAGGAAAGAAAGGCCUGGCUCAUCCCAGCCUUCCUGCGCACGUGAGGAAUGCCGUACUCGCAGCUGCCCUUUUCCCAGAGUUCCUGAAGGAGCUGGCAGCUCUUGCCCAGGAACAUUCCAUUUUAUGUUACAAAAUACUGGGGGAUUUUGAGGAUUAUUAUUAGUGGUUUUUUUUUUUUUUAAACAUGUUUUUAAAAAGCUUUUGGAGUUUAAACAGAUUUUUAAUGCAAAGCUGCUUACAAAAGAAGGUUGUACUUCAAUAUUUCCUGAAAAUACUUGAUUUGGAGGGGGAACAAGGAGACAAAAUGUUAUUCCAUGUUACCUUAUAUUAGGCCUUAUAAUUUCCCUCUGUGCUACAUAAAUUAUAUGAGACAUUCCUGAUACUGCUCUUACUGCAAUUUCCUACUUCAUCUCCUCCUCUUUACACAGCCACCCUUCUUCAGUGUCACUGAUUCCUGUUGAAUUUCUGCAAUAGACACUUGUAGGUUGGCUAAGAGAGGCAAACGUUUUAGCUUUUUCUGUUCCAGAAAUACUCUUCUGGAUAACUUGGUAGAAGACAGUUUGGAAAAAACAUUGCCCCAUGGGGACAGUUCAGGGUAUAAAAAAUAUACACAAAACCUGCACAAAACCCCUUUAUGUGAAGGGUUGUGCUUCUUUGUGGUUUUGUCCUCUUUCCCCCUUCCCUUCCUUUUCCCUGAAACAGGGUUCUUACCAAUCCACAUCUGAAGCCCUCUUUUUUAACUAGUGGCUCAGGUUUUUUGAAUACAAGUGGUCUUAUAUGUAUUAAAUACAUGACUAGUUGAAAGCAGGUGCUGGACCCUACACAUACCAUAUUGCCUUAUGUUGCAGACAGAUCUGCAGCUAUCAGCUGUUGGUCUUUGAAGUCAAAUGAACUGUGUAAGUGGAUGUGGAUUGCAGACUGCCUGGAAUUUUCCUUGCAGUUUCUCAGCAUUCUUUGAUAACUACUGCAUUGCUACCUAAACUCUCAAGCAUGCCUUAUUUAGUAAGAUUUGCACAAAGUACAAAACAAAAUGUUACUAUGCAAGCUAUAAUUAGUAUGUAGGUUUUUUUAUGCUUAUUUUAAUAAGCUAAAGAAAGGUAUUCAGUAUCUUUCAGUAGUAUUAAAAGGACAGCAGGCUGUUUUUGUCUCUCUCUCUCUUUUUUUUUUUUUUUUUUUUUUUUUUUAUGAAAAAGGUUGGCUUGCUCCUGAAAGCUGUUCUGUUUUAUUGUUAAUUUUUUGGUUAAGGGAAAGUUAAAUACUGUUUGUUUACUUUUAAUUUAGGUGUUGACUUUUCCUAAUAUUGCACUUUUGGGAUGGUGAGGGGAGGACCAGACUAUUCACCAGCUGUAGAAAAGGAAGGAGUAACAGGGAAAGCUGUCUGCUGGUGACUAACUGCUUGAGAAAAUUCUCUUCUGUGAGUAAUGGGCUUCAUUAGAAGAAUCCAAACAUGAUGAAUUGGUGCAUCACCACUGCAUUUUGUCUUAUCUUAGUAGCAUAAUUGUGCUUCCAGUGUGCUGCAGUUGGCUACAUAAAGAGGGGCUUAGUUCAAGAAAGCCUUAAACCCCUUUGUCCAGGAAAGAAACUAACAGUGACUCCAGGAAGUCUGAAGAAAUAGAAAUCAGAAAUAACACUUGCAUACAUUAGUUCUGCUCAUUGUAAUUCCAUAAUGUGGGAUGCUCAUUAAUCGCAUCCUGAUUUUGAAACACACUUUCUCAGAGAUUGCAAGGCAAAAGAACACUUUAAAAACAAAGAACAAAGACACUCCAGAAGAGUCUAAUUAAUUACAGGUCAAAUUCCUGUGGAAUUUGCAGUGCAAUUUAAGCUCCUAAAUCCUUUAGAUGCUUCUGAAAAGUUGUACCUUUAAUCUACAAGCUGUGAGACACAUUCAUUGUGUCAGACUGCUGUAGGCUGUUCCAA